UUGUACGAAUUGGAAGUGUGUAACGGAACUUCGUGUCUUGAGUUUUACUCUGCAUUCGUUCGUUGUAAUUAACAAAACAAAAAACCCAAUUUGAUCGCAAUGAAAUUAUCUUGUGUCUUGGCCGUGGUGUUGUUGUUGUCUUCCAUGUGUUUGGCCCUGCCAUUGGAAAAAAUCGUAGUCAAAGAUCAAAGUUUCGAUGACAUUGACAUGGACGUUGCCGAAUCAGUAAACAUUCCAUUGAUCACAAAGACUGUAAAUGCGCCAGAGAACAAAAAUUCAGACUCCGCCGGAGCGGAAGUUUCAAAGAAUUCGGAACGCAUUGCUCGUCAAUUGUCGUUGGAUAUUGAAGCAUCCGAAAGUGUAAAUUAUGGUGCUCAGACCGAUACUGCCAAAUCAUCUGACUUCGAUGUACAUUCGCAAGCCGAAGAGGCUGGAUCGGAUUCAAAAUCUGGAUUUAGGGUAUCCCUCUUUCAAGCUCCCGUAAAAACUCGCGAGUCUGUCAAUUUGGAGUCAGAGGCUAUACCAUCGAAGGUUUUAAGUGUCUACGAUAACAGUCAGAAAUUUAUUGCCGAUAAAAGUCAACCUGUACCGAUUUUGGAUACAAUUAGCGAACACGAAAAGUAUGGCAACAAUGGUGAUAUGUUCGAUGGCAUCUCUCGUAGUUUAGUCAAUGGUUAUGAGGCCUUUUCGAAUUUCCUGAAUACAAUUAUACAGAAACCUCAACAAAUCUUCAAAUCGAUUAACAAGAGCGUCAAUGCCCAACUGGAUAUAAUUGGCGGCAAACUUGUGGGUCUUUAAUGUAAAAAUAAUUUUUUAUUUUUUUCUACUUUGUUUUAGUUUUAGUCUUCUUUAUUAUUUCUUUCAAUUCGUGUUUAUAUUAUGACAGCAAAAUUAUUUACUUAAGUUUCUUAAUUUUCUUAUAUUUGUUAAAUAAAUAAAUUAUUAUUUUAUUUUUUAA
Musca domestica (house fly) is the source of this 958-nucleotide messenger RNA. RefSeq lists its product as uncharacterized. The coding region runs from base 100 to 798 and encodes 232 amino acids. The record is from RefSeq and is a predicted model, not a curated record. Lineage: Eukaryota; Metazoa; Arthropoda; Insecta; Diptera; Muscidae. The transcript has 4 exons.